Molecule: messenger RNA, 1903 nt
Organism: Pteropus alecto (black flying fox)
Lineage: Eukaryota; Metazoa; Chordata; Mammalia; Chiroptera; Pteropodidae
Gene: OC90
Product: otoconin 90
Exons: 14
Coding region: 1-1650 (549 amino acids)
Biological process (GO): arachidonate secretion; lipid catabolic process; phospholipid metabolic process
Cellular component (GO): extracellular matrix
Molecular function (GO): calcium ion binding; phospholipid binding
Source: RefSeq, a predicted model, not a curated record
AUGGCCAACGAGCAGCCUUCUCUCCACCUUGCGGUGCAUCCCUCCUCCUUUGCUUACUCAGAGCCGCUGUCCCUUGUUCUCCUGGUGUCCUUGGAGAGCGUCUCCCUUCCUCAUACGCAGCCACUCCCUUUCUCCUUCUGUAGGCAUGACCAGUGUAAAGGGCAACAACCACUGUUCCACCCCGACAUCUUCGAGUUGGGUCCCAUGCCACCAAAACCUGGGGGCCACCCUCUGGACACCCCGCACCGUGCACAGGAGCUGCCUGCAAGACUCUCCCACAGUAUCAGUAUCACAUUCUUCAAUGGGAUGUUUAAAAAUAUGGAAAGUGCGACGGAGAUUUUGGACUGCCUGGGCCCCCGCUUCACCUGGCUGCAGGCCGUCUUCACCAGCUUCCCUGCGCUGCUCCAGUUCGUGAGUGGUAUGAGGUGUGUGGCUGGUCUCUGCCCCCGAGACUUGGACGACUACGGCUGCGCCUGCAGGUUUGAGAUGGAAGGGCUGCCCGUGGACGAGUCUGACAGCUGCUGCUUCCAGCACCGCAGGUGCUACGAGGAGGCCGCCGAGAUGGACUGUCUCCAGAACCCUGCCAAGCUCAGCACAGACGUCCGAUGCGCCAGCAGGGAGAUCACGUGUGAGUCCAGGGACCCAUGUGAGCGCCUGCUGUGUGCCUGUGACAAGGCUGCCAUAGAGUGCUUGGCCCGGUCCAGGAUCAACUCCUCCCUGAACCUCCUGGACACCUCCUUCUGUCUGGCUCAGCCUCCAGAGACGACCAGCAGGGAGGAGCCCACGACCCUCCCGCUCGGAGUGGAUCCUAUGGAGCCCACAGACACCAGCCUGAUGGCCCUCUCAGGAGAAGUGGCUGCUGAGACCAGAGAUGAGCAACUGACAACUCUCUCCAGGACAAAACCAGGCCAAGACCAGGAAGGCACAGAAGCCACAAGGACCACAACCCCUCCAGGGUCUGCAGAGAUUGUUGCUGCAGCUAGAGAUGUAACCGCUGUCCCGGCUGGCAUUAAGUCUUUGGGGGUGGCUGUGUCAUCCAUCGCAAACGGUCCCGAGAAGACAACCGGAAAAGCUUGUGACAGGUUCACCUUCCUGCACGUGGGAAGUAGGGACCACACACAGGUGAUGCCACAGCUUGGAGAGAUGCUCUUCUGUCUGACGUCCCGGUGCCCGGAGGAGUAUGAAUCUUACGGCUGUUACUGUGGGCAAGAAGGACGAGGUGAACCCAGGGACGCCCUGGACAGGUGCUGUUUCUCCCAUCACUGCUGCCUGGAGCAGGUGAGAAGGCUGGGCUGCCUGCUCGAGAGGCUUCCUCGGCCAUCGGCAGAGUGUGUGGACGGGAUACCCCCGUGCGUGGGGCCGAGCCUGUGCGUGAAGCUGCUUUGUGCCUGUGACCAGACAGCGGCCGAGUGCAUGGCCUCCGCCUCCUUUAACCAGAGCCUCAAGUCAUCGGGCGGGCCGGAGUGCCAGGGCGGCCAGCUCCCCUGCGAGGACAGCGAGGAUGGAGGGCGUUCGGCUCCCUCCCGCGGCUCCAGCUCCGAAGAGGAGAGCGAGGAGGCCGUGCCCCGCACCGUGCACCUGAGGAGGACCAGAAGAUUUCUGGGGAGGUCGCCUGGCCCUGUGGCGACCGGGCCACAUGGCCCCAGGUAGAUCCCCGGAGGAAACGACGAGCACUCGGCUUUCCUGUUGCUCCUGUCACCGUUCCCCCUCUGUCGUGGAAUCGGGGAGGGGCGCACAGGGAAGAGAGGCAGCGGGAACCCCGCGUGCGGGCAGUGGGAUGGGUUUAGUCAGGUGAGGCUGCAACGUGCCCUUGGAGAAGGCAGCCGAGGUGAGGUCCUCCACUCGCUGUAGCGUGCACUGUGCAAGUUCAAUAAACAUUCCAACUAACUCCCUGGCUUUUGUU